This is a messenger RNA of Mesorhabditis spiculigera, 1215 nucleotides long. The record is from the annotation of a GenBank genome assembly. NCBI's taxonomy places the organism in Eukaryota, Metazoa, Nematoda, Chromadorea, Rhabditida, Rhabditidae.
AUGCCAAAUCAUCGUGCUCGGCCAAGCGGAAACGAUAGCAAUAGUUGGUCGUUCUCCGAUUUUUUCGACCUUCUUGCUGCGUCACUUACGACCCCGGGCGCCCUCAACAUCCCAGCGCCCUCAACAUGCUCGAACGAGACAUUCGGCUUCAUCGAGCGUCUGCCCCACCAAAUGAAGCGCUUGCUCAUCACCUCCUACCUGGGCGAUGACCUCCCUUCUCUGAUCCAAUUCUCACUGACCAGCAAAACAAACUGGCUCCUCGUCUGCAGCUGUCCCCGUCGCUUCCUCGAGGUGGAAUUGACAUCAUCAGGCUGUGCGAUCGUCUACCACGGCCGAAGCAAGCAUUAUCUCUAUGAUGAGCGUUUCUGGGGUCCGCUUUUCGAAGGAUCCGAAGUCUCUCGUCUACGCCUAGACGAUGCCAAUCGUAGGCUGCCCCCACUCCAUGUCGACUCCCUGGAUAUUGAAACCGCCGAUCUGUGCACCGUUGAAAUCCUCAAAAAGUACCUGCCGAAGAGCGGGAAAUACCGGGAGAUCCAGCUAAGCCUGGAAGUUUCUGGAGAGAUUUCGGAUGAGUUGGUCAGUUUCGUGCGAGACUCCGCCGAGCAGCUAGCGUGCCGGGUUCCGGGCUAUCAGUUGCAUCUGUGGUACAAGGAAUCCUUCCGGCGGUUCCAAAAUAAGCGUCUGCGGUUCCAUGUCGUUAAUGGCUGGUUGGUCAAUAAAGAAUUGGGGCCCUUUCAUCGUCUUUUGAUGAGGGAAUGGAUCAAGGGUGGAAGACAUAUCGAAUCGAUCACGUUUUCUUUCGACGAGCGCACCGCGCGCAACAUCGCCAUCUGGAAAUCAACCCACAAGGGUCCACGUCGCUUCACCGAGGUUGAGCUGACUCUCUGCGGCACCUGCGCCAUGGUCUUCCAUCGUCGAGCCAGGCGCUGUCUCUACAACAAGCGCUUCUGGGGCCCGCUCCUUCAAGGAUCCAACGUUUCGAAGCUACACUUAAAAUACCCCCAGAAUUUUGACCUGCCACCACUUCAUGCCGAUACGCUGUCUAUCACAUGGCUCAGCCCUUGGACCGGCGCGCAACUUGAAAAGUACAAGCCAAAGACCGGGAAAUUCCAAGAAAUCCUUCUAAGUAAACCCCGCGCCAUCCGACUCCCGAUUGCUCAGGAUUUCAUCGAUUUUAUGCGGGACUCGGCUGCGUCUACCACAAUCACAUCUCGU